Molecule: messenger RNA, 6992 nt
Organism: Gryllus bimaculatus (two-spotted cricket)
Lineage: Eukaryota; Metazoa; Arthropoda; Insecta; Orthoptera; Gryllidae
Source: the annotation of a GenBank genome assembly
UAUGCAGCUCAUAAUAUGACACUUCAAGAGAUGUCGCUCUCUUGCCUCUCAGAGAGAAUUCUGACCUUUGGAACUUGGUCAAGACUUUGAAAUUAAUGCACAUAGAAUUGGAAUCACACAGAGAGCAAUGAAAUAGUGCUGAAGGUGUCGUAUUCCUAGAUUAUAGCCAUGCCCGUCAUGUUAUGGUCUUAAAAAUUGUGCAGUAUUUUCAUCAGAAACAUCUUGAACAUUUUCGAAGCAGUUGUGACUAGUUUUCUCGUACGGCCCAUCUCAAUCUUAUUACUUCUAAGCACAGAAUACUUUAAACUGCUGUCAUGUGGCAGCCCUGACGUUAGUAUUUUGUCUGUCAGUGCUGUGUAGACUGAUUCGCAGGAGCAUGCGCACAGUUAAGAUAGGCAAGAAAGGUAGUUGCAUUUGCGACGAAGCAAAGGGAAAACAUGUCCUCAGAUGAGUAGUUAUGACUUAAUGACAAAUAAGACACCAUGGCUUCAUCCAUUCAGGGUGAAAAUUCGUAAUCGUCAUGGUAAGAAAAGGCGGAACUGCCUUUUCUUACAGGCAAAUGAUACUUGUCAAGAGAUAGCGUUUCUUGAUUUGACGGAUAUAGAUGAAGUUGAACGUGACCACCUUCAACAAGUGCUGUGCACAAUUACACCAAACUUACAAUUACCAUGGGAGGUUCAAAAUGAGGAGCAUUGCUCAUCAGAAUUUGAACCAACUCCAUUUGCAGUGGCUCCCAUACCUCACCCAACAUUGCGGGGUGUCUUCCUCCCUCAACCAUUGUACACAACAGCCCCUGCAGCUGUGGCAGUGGGUCUAGUUCCUUCGACAGCUGCCGAACCUCCAAAUGGCCCUGCUGUUGGCCUUGUAUCUCCAAUAGAUUCUCUGGAGUGUAAUCCUGGACCCAUUGUCGCCUCCACAAGUCCUCCAGCUAGUAAUCAGGUUCAAGCAUCUGGAGGUGUUGCAGGAGAAACUGGAUACCCUUCCGAAAAUGCAUCGGUGCAGAUGCUAUCUGUGCCACCACCUGCAUCAUCAGUACCCCCAUCCACUCAACCCGUCAUGACGAGCAUGUACCAAGUGAUGGGCCACACGGGCAUGCCCCUCUCCAAUGUAUAUGUAGGCAACGUCACUGCAAAUGUGAAUGUUCAUAGUUUUGUUGGGCCUCCUCUAACACCGUAUUCUCCUCACAUUUCCCAACAAGUUUACCCAACCGGUGAAGUCUCAGUGCCUCACGAGACUUCAGGUUCCCCAAACGCAACUAGAAACGGCUUGGGUCCGAGACGGCCACGAAACAGCAAGCCUGGCAGCAAGAGGAUGGAGGGCCAGUUCGGACCCAGGACACCAGGCGUGGGACACGGUCAUGAAGUUCUUCCUGCCAUGGUGGAAUCACCCACAGGUCCACCUUUUGCCCAAAUGGUGAUGGUCCCUCCCAUGCAUCCUGCUUUUCAUAAUCCGCAUUUCUAUCAAUCUCCCACUCAGCCUCAUGGAACACCACAUAUGGCUCAACUCCCAUCGGCCCAGCAUGCCACCGGAGCCCCCUUCAUUGUGCCUUUGAUCCACCCUGUGUAUAAUGCUUUCCCUCCGCCUGCAGUGUAUCCUGCUAGCCCCAACAUGGUUCCUACACCUGUGGCUACUACGGAACAUUCUAGUGGAAUAACGUAUCAAGUUAAUGAAGGACCUACAGAGAGAAUGAUGCCCGAAGGCAGAGAAACCGAAGUUACUGUUCAUGAACAACAGAAUUUGUAUGAAAAUGAAAACCCUCAGUUAAAGAAUUCUAUUAACGGAGAAGAGAAAAUGUCCAGUUAUGUACAUCAGGACAGUGACACUGAAUCAUGUACUUUAGCAAGCACAGUUGUUGUAAAUAAUAGCAACAUGGCUACCAGUACUGUUGUAAAUGAGGAAUAUAAUAAAGAAAUUUCUAAUUCCAAUGAACUUCCCCUCAAAAUGGAUAAAGAUGUUGGUAAUGAGUUAGUUAGCGGAAACUGUUCUGGUCCAGAUAAAACGUUGCCUAUUGAAUGUAAUACAGAUAUUGACAUUUUGAAGGUUAUUCCAAAUGUAACCAAAAGCCCUGAUGUUGAAAUAAUGACCAGCGUGGUAGAAAAGCAAGAAAAUUCAGCGAGUGCCUUUCCUGUACCUCCGAAGAUUUCACCAGCUGAGAAGCCUCUUUGCGAUUUGAAACCUAAUGGAAUAUCGUCUGUUCCUAAACAAGCUUCUGAGAUUCCAAAUGCAACUCCCAAGGCCACUUCUAACAGUAGUCCAUUUACUCGGCCAACAGUUGCCGAAAACACUACUGUACAAACACCAGUUGCCAGUAAUCGAGAAAAAACUUGGGCUAGUCUGUUCGAUAAAAGCAGUGGGAGUGGUCUUCCAUCUGACGGUGCCAUGAUUAUUGCCACAGGCAUAGCACCUGGCACUGCAGCUUCAAAACCUUUGGCUGCUGUGCGACCUUUUCAAAAUGCUGUUACUGUGUCAGGAGCUGGUGACAUGACUCGUAAAACAUCAGAUGCUGCUUCUGUAACUGGAGAUGCAUCAAAGCACUUUCCUCAGCUCGGGCAGUCAGAUCUUCCUGCGCCAAGCAUGGCAAACGAUCCUCAUCUUUACAGAUUAGGAGAGUUCCUGUCAAAAUACCAGCUGGAUCACAAAGCUAUUAGCUUGCAGCCCCGUGGUUUGACCAAUAGAAGUAAUUGGUGUUAUAUUAAUUCAACAUUACAAGCAUUGCUUGCUUGUCCACCUUUUUAUAAUCUGAUGAAGUCUUUGUCUAUGCCACUACGAAGGAGUGGCAAAUCAUCCACUCCAAUAAUAGAUAGCAUGGUGGAAUUUGUGAAUGAAUUUAGUCCCCUUUCACCUGUGUCACGUGUCAAUCGCAAGGAGAAGGCUCAACGUAAAGAUGAUACCAUUGAAGUUCAGGUGGGGGCUGCUUUUGAGCCCAAUUACAUUUACAAAAUGUUGAGUAACAUUCAGAGUGACACAUUUAAAGUGGAGGGCAGGCAGGAGGAUGCUGAGGAGUUCUUUAGUUGCUUGCUUAAUGCUUUAAAUGAUGAAAUGCUGGAGCUUAUUAAAUUGGUCAAAGAUACAUCAGACAGUAAUAUCAGUAAUGGUGAUGUCUCAAAUGGAGAUGGUGCCAAUCAGAGCUAUGAAGAUGAUGAUGAUACAGAAUGGAAGGUAAUGGGAAAGAAAAACAAAGGUUCUGUAACUAGACGUGCUGAAUUUGAAAGGACACCUGUGUCCGAUAUAUUUCGCGGUCAAUUGAGGUCUCGUGUCCAACGUGCUGGUGAUUAUUCAGAUAAUGUGCAGCCUUUCUUCACAUUGCAGCUUGAUAUUGAGAAAGCCCAAUCAGUGAAAGAAGCCUUGGAUCUUCUUGUGGGUCGUGAUCAGUUGGAAGGAGUAACUUGUUCAAGGACAAACCAAGAAGUAGAAGCUUGGCAGCAAGUAACAUUAGAAGAACUUCCUCUAGUUUUGGUUUUGCAUCUUAAGUGGUUUAACUACAAAUUAGAUGGAUGUUCCAAAAUUGUGAAAACUGUGGAAUUUCCUGUUGACUUAAAAUUUGAAGGCAAAUUGAUGUCUUCUUCCAACAAAUAUAACUUAAAGCAAAAGCAAUACAAACUUUUUGCAGUUGUGUAUCACGAUGGGAAAGAAGCCACCAAAGGACAUUAUAUAACUGAUGUGUACCAUGUUGGUUAUGGUGGGUGGGUGAGAUAUGAUGAUAGCUCUGUAAAGGCUAUACAAGAGACUCACAUGUUGCAUCCUCGUGGAUCGAGAGUUCCAUAUCUGUUGUAUUAUCGUCGAUGUGACACUAUUGGAAGUGCAGCUGCUACCCCUGAUAAAAGCAGAUAAAUUGUGAAAAGGUGGACAUUAAUGGUGUAGUGAGGUACUUUUGUGAAGACUGAAUUUCAACUUUUUCUUCAAACAUAAUUGGAAUCACUGUUGGUAGUACACUUAGAUUAGUGAACGGACACAUCUGCUGUAAAUAGUGCCAUGAUGUCCACUGAAAUCCGUGAUUCUGCUGCUGAACACUUUACUUUCGUGGAUACAUUUCUUUAAUAGAUUUCAAUAGAUCAAGUUUCAUUGUGCGAUCUUGGUUGCAUUAUGAAGACAGUUUGUUUUAUGAUUUUGCCUGAAGGAGGAAAACACGAACAUGCCUCAAGAUCCCACUUUCUGGAAGACAAAUUUUAUAACAAUAUUAAUAUAGUUAUUAUUGCAGUAGUUACAGGUCAGUUGUGAGAUGAUUCAUUAAGUCAUCGGAUUCACUGAGAACAUGUAUUAUUGUCAAAUUUAUAUGUGUAUUUUGUAUUUGUUAUGGUGUUGCUGUAUAAAAAGUUAUUCAGAUGACAGUUUUUUCAACAAAUUCGAAAUUGUGUGUUUCAAUUAAUAAUGAAUGACCUUUUGUUAAAUGUGUUGUAACUUGUGCUGAAGCGAUUUUCAGAAUAUUAAUUACAUCAGUAAUUGAUAACUGGUAUUUCUCUUUGUUUAUAAUAUAACAGUGCUUGAACUUGUGCAUUAAGUGCCCUUCGGUUGUUCUCUUCAGAAAUAGUAAACUAGUCGACUUUCUUGGUUGAUGUUUUGAUUUUUUUAAUGCUAUAUUUUGUAAUAUUUUUGUGCUCAUUAAUAAAGUUUGUUGAAAAUGCCAUUCCUAGACAUAAUUGCUGGAAGUUUUUGUUAUGUUCAGUUGUCAAUAUAUUUGAUAGAAUUGUGGUGUUUUACAAAUUAAGAAGUGCACAAAUACUUUUCAAACAUUCAAAAGUUUCUUUUAUUCAUUCAACCAUUAACAAACUGAAGUGUUAUUCACUCAGAUUAUAAAAACAGUUUAAACAAUUGCCUUUCCUCAUUUUAAUAUUAGUGAAAUUUAAAAUAUUUUUUAUUGUCACAGCUACCAUGUUUACUGUGUGUUGUAGGGUCAUUUUCAAUUCAAAAUGAUUUCCUUGCUUGAUCUUAGUUCUUUAGGCAGAAGUUCCUUAAGGAUGGUCUGACAAUGUAAAGGCAGAAUCAUCUUGCUGUUGAUGAGUUCAAGAUGAGAAGUGCACUUAUCUUUCAGUGUGUAAAAAGUAUGUUUUAUUUCCUGAUGGAUAAAAUUUGUGUUUUUUGUCUUUGAUGGAUUAUUCCUAAAAUCUUUUACUUCCAGUAAAUGUACAGGUUGCGGUUAUAAACUUUGUUUCCUAAUUGGAGCACAGUGUAAAUGAAAUGAAUCACCUUGUUAAUGUUUGUGUGGUGUGUAGGCAACAUGAGCCUUGUAUGUUCUGUAUAAACUUGUUAAAAUGUAUUCACAAGCUGUUGGCCCAUAAAGAUGUUUAAUUGCUUAACAAACCUUUCAGUGGUUCUGCUUAUGGUCAUCUGGUAGAUAAAUAGAUUUUCAAUACCCUAUCCUUUUGUUUAACUUUUAAACUUUUGCAGAUCUUUAAGAACAAUAACUAUUAAGGUCUUGUUAUUUUUAAAAUAUUACAUUACAUGUAAAAGUAAAUAGUUUAUGGUACUUUUCUCUGUGUAUUUUAGAGUAAUUUAGAGUUUUGGCAGUGGAUCAGCCUCUUCCCUUUAUUUUAACAAGGCUUCAUAUUUCUGCAUCUGUGAUAUUAGCAAAGCAAAGUCAGGUUUUGACUCCUAAGAGUUUCUUGAAGUUGCAAUGUUCUAUGUUUCUAUUAGUGUUGUGGACAAAAGUUGAAUGAUUGUCAUUUAGUUUAACUUAGAAAUUAAAAUCAAGUGAAAGAACAUACUGUGUGAGGGAUUUGCAUGAGAUUUUGUUGUAUUUCUCCUAAGUCUCAAUAUCUGUGUAGCUAAAAGAAAGUGCAAAGUUGGUGGUUGUUUGUAUAAAGUGUAAAUAUUUUCACUGGCAUUUUCAUAUAAGUUCUGACUUUGACAUUAAGCUUGUUAUGAUUCUGAAUAUGCUGAUGAACUAGGCCUAAUACUUGUACAAAGAACUAACGUGUGAUGGAGUGUAAGUGAAAAACUUAGUGUUUUGUAUAUAAUGACUGUUACCUGGCUUUCUGUAGAGGAUUUGCUUUACACAGGAAAUUUCUUAAACAAAAUUGCUCCAAUGUAAAUACCUGUUAAUUUCAAGAGUGAUUGAAAUAAAUAAGGAACUAGUCUUCCAUUGUGUAGAGAAACCGAUGGUUCCCAUCAAUUGUUGAUAUGUGGAUUGUUGUUUGUAUUAACCAAUCACUAUUUCAGGCACAAAGACCAAAUGCUCAGUGAACUAGUCGUAAUGAGAAGCAGCAUUGUCAACAAGUAAAUAGGGAAAUGUCUUUGUCCCUGAAAUAAGGCACUCAUUUCUAUUUGUUCUUGUUUUAGUUUUGUAUAUUUUUUUAUCACAAUUCUAAUAAAACUAAUUUUGGCUGGGGAAGAUGUUUUUAGUGUGUAAAAUAAUAGAAGGAAAAGAAAGUUCAUCAUUUUCGUUAAGCUAUAGAUUUUUAUAUUUUCCAUCAAUUGGUAUAUACAGUCAAAGGUGUAUGGAGGAAUAGUAGAAAGCACAGUUUUGUGCCAGCAAAUAAUUGUUGGGGAUUAAACUGCUGUGAAAUGGUAGCACAUUAAGCACCUCACCAUGCUUCAAAUAUGUUAAACAUGGCUCAUGCUUAAAGUAACUUGUUUUGUUCUAAAUUAAAUGUAAUCCUAUACAAUAAUAGAAUGUAUUACUAAAAUAAGUUAAAAUGCUUUAAAAGAAAACCAGCAAAUAUGAGCAGGCAAACCACUAUCUUUUGUAUUAAGAUGUAUUCCAGAUUCACUUUUGAAGGCUCAGGGUAAAUGCAAAUGAAAACUUACGAAAUUCAUUCAGACUAUGGUUACUUAUUGUCAAAAUUUAUUACAAUAAUCUGUGCAAUCUAAACAGCACUUGUUCAACAAUUUAGUUAUACCACUAAUCCUUUUCUUUAGACUGAGAUAGAUUUCUGAACACCUGUAGUUUGAAGAAAAAUAUGAGACUUAAGUUUAUGUUGAAGUGCAUAGGUGUUGCCAUUGUAUUGAUGUCCUGACAUUCCUGAAAGACUAGCAAAUAAAGCAAGGGAUAUUUG